AUGAGAAGCUGCCCCUCCCGCUCCGGUCCCCAGCGCACACCCGACGGGGCUCACGUCGGACUUCGCGGGGCAGACGGGGCAGACAGCCCUGUGAAGCCUGAAGAGAUGGACUGGUCCGAGCUAUACCCAGAGUUCUUCACUCCACUGACUCAAAAUAAGAGCCACGAUGACCCAAAGGAUAAGAAAGAAAAGAGAGCUCAGGCCCAAGUGGAGUUUGCAGACAUAGGCUGUGGCUAUGGUGGCCUGUUAGUGGAACUGUCACCGUUGUUCCCGGACACACUGAUUUUGGGUCUGGAGAUCCGGGUGAAAGUCUCAGACUAUGUACAAGACCGGAUUCGGGCCCUUCGAGCAGCUCCUGGAGGUGGCUUCCAGAACAUCGCCUGUCUCCGUAGCAAUGCCAUGAAACACCUUCCUAACUUCUUCCGCAAGGGCCAGCUGACAAAGAUGUUCUUCCUCUUCCCUGACCCACAUUUCAAGCGGACGAAGCACAAGUGGCGAAUCAUCAGUCCCACACUGCUGGCAGAAUAUGCCUACGUGCUUAGAGUCGGGGGGCUCGUAUACACCAUAACUGAUGUGCUGGAGCUACAUGACUGGAUGUGCGCCCACUUUGAAAGGCACCCCCUUUUUGAGCGCGUGCCCCUGGAGGAACUGAGUGAAGACCCCAUUGUGGGACAUCUGGGCACCUCAACUGAGGAAGGAAAGAAAGUCUUACGCAACGGAGGCAAGAAUUUCCCAGCCAUCUUCCGAAGAAUACAGGAUCCCACCCUUCAGCCAGUGACCCCCAGUCCCACCCCUCUUGGCCACUGACAGCCUACUUUGCCUUAGCUUGACCACAGGACCUUCCUAGCUGAGACUGCCAGGGCCAAGAGGGGACAAUUUUUCAAAGAAGUUGGGAGAACUUCCCAAGCCAGAAGCCUGAGAUUGACAACUGACCUCUCAUCUUCUUGCCUGUCUACCACCAACAGAAAGCAAAAGAAGCUAACUGGGAAGGUCAAAAGACCUUGGACCAGAAGGGAUGUUUGGAAGGGUGUGGGGUCUUGCUCUUCCUUAGCACUCCCUUCUUCUGGGAUCUCUCCUUCUCAGCGAAAGUGAGGAAUGCAGUUCUCCACUAUCCAUCUAAACAGCUUGCUAGACUCAAAAAAAAAAAAA
Molecule: messenger RNA, 1149 nt
Organism: Lutra lutra (Eurasian river otter)
Lineage: Eukaryota; Metazoa; Chordata; Mammalia; Carnivora; Mustelidae
Product: tRNA (guanine-N(7)-)-methyltransferase-like
Exons: 1
Coding region: 1-807 (268 amino acids)
Biological process (GO): tRNA methylation; RNA (guanine-N7)-methylation
Cellular component (GO): tRNA methyltransferase complex
Molecular function (GO): tRNA (guanine(46)-N7)-methyltransferase activity
Source: RefSeq, a predicted model, not a curated record